Molecule: messenger RNA, 6095 nt
Organism: Physeter macrocephalus (sperm whale)
Lineage: Eukaryota; Metazoa; Chordata; Mammalia; Artiodactyla; Physeteridae
Gene: PDP1
Product: pyruvate dehydrogenase phosphatase catalytic subunit 1
Biological process (GO): protein dephosphorylation
Cellular component (GO): mitochondrion
Molecular function (GO): [pyruvate dehydrogenase (acetyl-transferring)]-phosphatase activity; cation binding
Source: RefSeq, a predicted model, not a curated record
AUAUUACUAUUUUUAUUCCUAUCUUACUUACGAAAGAACUGAGCCAGGAAGAGGUUGCCCAAGGCCACACAGUAAGCUGCAGAGCUGGGACUGGAACUCAGGCAGUCUAUCUCCAGCUGUGCUCUUAUUCACUUUGCUAUACCACCCUAUACUGCCUCUAUGAGACCACAGAAAACCAGAUACAUAAAUCAGAUACUCAAUAGAAUAAAGGACAAUGAAAAAUAUUUACAAACUUAUGGGACACUCAUUUGAGAAGUAGAAAGGAGGCGUGAAGUGAGGCCAGACCCAUGUAAAAUGGGACGAAGGCCACAUAAAAAUAGCCACAAGAGUUCCAUGGGCAGCCUGGGGCUGGGCAAAAAGGCCCUCUAAUUUAUUUAGAGAAUAGAGGAGGCUGUUGGAAAGACGUAGGAGUUAUAAAGAACCAGUUCCUGGCACUGUUUUGUGUCGAUAAAAAUUUUCCUUUAUUACAUAGAAAUCAGAUAAUGCAAAUUAAUAAAAACAAAACUCCACAAUACUGUUAACAUGAGUUUUUAUAUCCAGCCCACAUCACUUUAUGAACUUUAUUGGCUAGUAAGCAGAUAUGCUUAAUAAAUCAAAGUAAACUGUUUAUAACGGUAGGCGGGUUAAGUGCAAUGAUCUACCUGAUACCAUCUCCGAGGAAGCUUUUAGAAGCCACUAUCAGUGACUCAUUUCCCAUAACGAGGGGAUUACGUGUGGACAGAAGCAAGUGAAAUAGCCCUUAACAUAUCUUCCCUUUAACCCCAGGCUGCCAAUACCACCCCAAAUCCAACUCAUCUCACAGAAGGGGAAACUGAGUCUUAUGGAGCGGAAAUGACUUGGAUGAAAGUCCUGACACAAGAGUCCAGGGCUCUUCCCACUUCGUCACAAAUGCAGACUUAAUUCUACCCUUUUCCUUGUAACCAUUCAGGGCAAGUAAGUCAAUACUGAUUUCAAAGCCCUUCAGAAAACGUGAGCACACACCUACUCUACAGGGGAAAGACUUCCUUCAUCAAAACUUCCUCUUGCUGCUGUUUAGACCGCCUUCCUCUCCCUGGGCCCUGAGAGGUGCCCAGAAAAUGACAGAAAACAUCAUCCACGGCAACACUCCUAAAAUCUUCAAAGUAUCAAAUGAAUGAGGCCACAGAUACUCCUGGGUUAUCACGCCUUGUUAUUCCAGGCAGGGGCGACUGCAGCGAAUGCAGUUUCCCGUUGGGCAGGGAGCCGUCCCAACAGCCUAAACCUACAAAGCCCCGGCCCACCCGCAAGGCGCGGGGGAGGCUCGGCCAGCCCCCCCGCCGAGGCCAGAGAUUCGCGGAAGCCUGCCCGGCAGGCAGAUACCGGUCCCGGGGCCCAGCUCGCUUGGGGACUCUGGUCCGGGCCAGUCGCUUCCUCCAGCCCGUUCCGCCGCCAACUCAGUAACCGCGCGCAGCCCCACCCUCCACCAGGCUAGGCGCGGGCGCGGUCACGUGAGGCGGGCCCGCGGAACCAAUGGGUACCUCGCGCGGAAUGGAAGGGAUUGUCUGACCCCCAUGACGUCACAAAGCCGGCGGGGAGCGCGCCGCUCUUCCGCUCCCACGCGCGGGGCCGCGGACCGCUCUCCUCCUCUCCGCCCACUCGCCACUGCGCAGCCAAUCGGAAGGCGGGAAGAGCUCCGGCCCGACCGUGUGGGCGGGGUAGGGUGGCGGCCCUGCGGGGCAGGGUCGCUGAGUGGGCCGGGCUGGGGCAAGGGGCCGAGCUACAGGGAGUUGCGCCGGGCUGCGUGGAAGUACCGCCCGGAGGUGCCGCCGUUGCGGCCGCCUCCUUGUUGAGAAGAAGCGGCUCCUCCCCUGCCGUGCCCGGUUCGUAUUCCCUACUCCGGGUCACGAACCGGCCCGUCCGGAAUCCUCCUCCACCAGCCCAAAGUUGUGAGGUGGCGGCCGGCGCGCGUGGGGAGCGGCGGCCGCGGGCGUGCGGAGGGACUAGCCCCGGAGCGCCAGGAAUCCCAGUCAGAAGUUCCAGCCUGCCGCUGUUCUCUGAUGCCAUGCCAGCACCAACUCAACUGUUUUUCCCUCUGAUCCGUAACUGUGAACUGAGCAGAAUCUAUGGCACUGCGUGUUACUGCCACCACAAACAUCUCUGCUGCUCACCCCCUUACAUUCCUCAGAGUCGCCUGAGAUAUACACCCCAUCCGGCUUAUGCUACCUUUUACAGGCCAAAGGAGAGCUGGUGGCAGUACACCCAAGGAAGGAGAUAUGCUUCCACCCCACAGAAAUUUUACCUUACACCUCCACAAGUCAACAGCAUCCUGAAAGCUAAUGAAUACAGUUUCAAAGUGCCAGAAUUUGAUGGCAAAAAUGUCAGUUCUGUCCUUGGAUUUGACAGCAAUCAGCUGCCUGCGAAUGCACCCAUUGAGGACCGGAGAAGUGCAGCAACCUGCUUGCAGACCAGAGGGAUGCUUUUGGGGGUUUUCGAUGGCCAUGCAGGCUGUGCUUGCUCCCAGGCGGUCAGUGAAAGACUCUUUUAUUAUAUUGCUGUCUCUCUGUUACCCCAUGAGACUUUGCUAGAGAUCGAAAAUGCAGUGGAGAGCGGUCGAGCACUGCUCCCCAUUCUCCAGUGGCACAAGCAUCCCAAUGAUUACUUCAGUAAGGAAGCGUCCAAAUUAUAUUUCAACAGCUUGAGGACUUACUGGCAAGAGCUUAUAGACCUUAACACUGGGGAGUCAACUGAAAUUGAUGUUAAGGAGGCUUUGAUUAAUGCUUUCAAGAGGCUUGAUAAUGACAUCUCCUUGGAGGCUCAAGUUGGUGAUCCCAAUUCUUUCCUCAACUACCUGGUGCUUCGAGUGGCAUUUUCUGGGGCCACAGCUUGUGUGGCCCAUGUGGAUGGUGUUGACCUUCAUGUGGCCAAUACUGGUGAUAGCAGAGCCAUGCUGGGUGUGCAGGAAGAGGACGGCUCUUGGUCGGCAGUCACUCUAUCUAAUGACCACAAUGCUCAGAAUGAAAGAGAAGUGGAACGCCUGAAAUUGGAGCACCCAAAGAAUGAGGCCAAGAGUGUGGUGAAACAGGAUCGGCUGCUAGGCUUACUCAUGCCUUUUAGGGCUUUUGGAGACGUAAAGUUCAAAUGGAGCAUUGACCUUCAAAAGAGAGUGAUAGAAUCUGGCCCAGACCAGCUGAAUGACAACGAAUAUACCAAGUUUAUCCCUCCUAAUUAUUACACACCUCCUUAUCUCACUGCUGAGCCAGAAGUAACUUACCACCGAUUAAGGCCACAGGAUAAAUUUCUGGUAUUGGCGACUGAUGGAUUGUGGGAGACAAUGCAUAGGCAGGAUGUGGUUAGGAUUGUGGGCGAGUACCUAACAGGCAUGCAUCACCAACAGCCGAUAGCUGUUGGUGGCUAUAAGGUGACUCUGGGACAGAUGCAUGGCCUUUUAACAGAAAGGAGAGCCAAGAUGUCAUCGGUAUUUGAGGAUCAGAAUGCAGCAACCCAUCUAAUUCGCCAUGCUGUGGGCAACAACGAGUUUGGGGCCGUUGAUCACGAGCGCCUCUCCAAAAUGCUUAGUCUUCCUGAAGAGCUUGCUAGGAUGUACAGGGAUGACAUUACAAUCAUUGUAGUUCAGUUCAAUUCUCAUGUCGUAGGGGCAUAUCAAAACCAGGAAUAGUGAGUGGAUCUUACCCUGGCAGUUCUCAAGUGAAACAGAUUGAAAGAGCAGAUAGAUUUUUUUAAAGAUACUAAUAUAGUAAACAUUUCCAGUGGGUCACUCUAAGCAUUUCCCCAUUUGCUACUCUAGUCAGCCAAGUAGUCCAAAUUGACUUUGUAGCAGGGUGGCGGGAUCCUGAGUCUGCUUCUGCUUACCUCGGACCUGACAGCACUUGCACUUGAGGCACGUCAGUUCCCUACUGCAGACGCCUUAUGACAUUGGCUUCUUUUUUCAAUCUGAGAAAAUCAGGAUGACCUUAUAAACAGGAUCUUGAAUAGGCCCAAAGCAAGGAACUUGCUGGGCAUAUUCUCUUGGUAAAAAGAAAAAACAUUACCGUUCACACCUGCAGACCCCUUUCAUCAGCAAGAUUCCACUGUACAUGAGAACAUUUAUUUAUUGCAUGAUCUCCUAGAUAUACAACCUAUGCAUUAUUCAUAUAACUUUAUUUUAACCUGAAGUAGUUUUCAAAUCCAGUGCUUUAAGCCAUAAAGGACCGAGAACCAAGUAUUCUGAAUUUGUAAGUGUGUGUGAUUAUUUGACUGGAAUCCUUCUUAAAUGGAAAAACAAAUGCUACCCCCUUCCCCACCCCUGAUUACAUAAUGUGAUUGAAACAUUUUCUAUCUCGCCACACACUUGAAGACGGUAAAGGUGUUUAGUUUUAUCUACUCUUAUUGAUGUUAAAUAAAGGAAAAAUAAUUUUUUCAGUUUAUAUUAAUGAAAAGCUUUAUUUAGUUUGAAAUAAAAGAUCCAGAAUGAAGAGAAGAGACUGAUAUGUUCAAUUACUGUCAUCUGCAACCACCAGCACAUCACUCUUAUCGUGUAAUCCCCUGAAGCGUGGCAUGCUGUGUGUGCUGGGUAGACUGCUGCUGGGAAAUCAUACUUCUAAUUUAGUAGUGAUAAUAAUUUUCAUCACUUUUGGACCUUUAAGGAUGACACAUAAAAUAAAUUUAAAUAUGUAAUUUUGGGGAGUAAGGUUCAAUAUUACUUUCGGGUGUUGAAAUGAGGAGGAAGUUUUUUGUUUUUCCCCACUUAGAUGUAGGUCAAUUAAAAUAAUUGGUUUAAAAAUUACUAAAUGCUUUAAACAUAUUGUAGCUUAUAAAUAGGAAUGUUAAGAUAUAUACAUGAGAAAUUUUUAAAGGUAACUAUUGUGCAUGCCUGAUGCUUAAUGGAAAACUUAGCAGCAUCAAGUAUUGUUUGCAGCAGUCGCCAUAAUUAUAUGCAGUCUCUUCCAAUGCUGUAUCAAAGUAAAUGAAAAUAAAUAUAUUCAAAUUGGCUUUUGGGGAGCUUAUUUAAUAUGCAUCAAAUGGCAUUUUGUUCCUGUGUUUAAUGGUGAUCCAUGUACAGCUGUGCAUAUAUUUUCAUCACUUAUUGUAGCAUCACUGAUAAAAGAAUGGCUAUGACUAUGUCUGAUUUUCACAUAGAUUUUAAUACAAAACAUGAUCAGUUUUCCCUUGUGUAAUUAGUUGAGGGGUGUUUAGGUCCUUUCGGAUUCUGUAGAAUAUGAACUAGAUAUUCAAGGACUCCCUCUGGACUGUGGACACUGAAGCAAGGUAGAAUUGGCUGCAAAAUUUGUUCUAACUGAAAAUAGACUCAGGAAGAUUGCAGCUCAGAAGACCAUAUAAUGUUUGUUUUCUGAGGUCUAUUUUUUUUCCGUUUUUUUUUUUUUUUUUUCCCUUGAGUCAGCUUGGAACUUUCCUCCCAGGCAGUAUUUUGGAGGGGGAAAAGCUAUUGUACUAUAUACUUAUUUAUAAAUGUUUUGACAGAGACUUCAUCUUUUAAUGAAAUAUAUGUAGAAUGCAAUAGCAGUUAAAACUCAUUUUCAGGCUACUAUUUGAAUUUCUCUUGAACACCACCACUAAAGAGUUCCACAUUAUCUUAUACUUAGUAAAGUCUUGUCUCUGUAUAGUACAGUAUAUAUAAAUUUGGUUUCCCAUGGUCAUGAUCAAGAUAAUUAUUAUUACACAAGAAACUUGGUCUGCAGUCUAAAAGCCUGUCUACUCUCUAUAGAAAUGAAAAUGCAGUGUGGAGUUACCUGUGGAAAUGAAAAUAAUGAAAAUGAAAAUAAUUGGAUGUUAGAAAUAUGAAUAUUAUCAUCUAAAAGAAGUUGUGAUUUUAUUAUAAUUGGUUGUCACUGUGAUGUGAUAUCUAGAAUUAAAGAAUAUGUGUAAACUUUCAUGGUAUUUAGCCUUUCUUAAACUUUUUUUAAUUUAUACUUUCUAACAUAUGUAUCAACUUCUGUAUUUAGUCAGUGGCUCAUGGUAUUUAUAAUACGUCCUUAGCUAGUUAAAUGGAAUGGUGGUAUGGUACACAGUACUUGGGGAAAAAAACCUGUCUUGUAUCUAUCUGUGUGAAGAAAUGUGAAAAGUUCAUAUAUAAUAUAGAGAAUGGUCAGAGAAAUGCCCACAGUGAAUUAAAGCUUCAA